AUGCAAGCUCUAUCCUGGCUUGGCAUGCUGCACGUGUUGAGUGGGCAGCAUGCGGCGAAGGCACACAACGACCCAGAUGUAACACAGCAUGGUGGCCCCGCAUGCACGCGAAUCGGCGACGGCGCGGCCGCUGCCGCCGCCGACACCAGUACCGCAUCACCGUACGCCCUCACAGAAGCAGUACACCGUCCUCAUCUGCAAAGGCUUAUUGAUACAACCCAAAAUGCAACACGGGACGCACUGGUCUCUGGCUCUGCACGACCGCAUGGUGGUGUGUUACAAGACUCCGAUGGCGCCGCGGGCGGACACACGCGGAACAACGACCCGUGGGUCAUGGCGCCACAACGAGGGGAACGGCAGUUGCUGCAGCCGCCGUCCCCGCCACUGCCACCGCAGACUGAUCAGCCGUUCCAACUAUUGCAACAUUUUGAUUUCCACGACGACGCAGAAUUCACCUUCCCGUCGGGGACCUUCACGAAGUCCACCGAGCUGCAAUUCCUGCUAAGUCCCCCCCCAUCGCUUAGCGGUCGGAAUGCGGCCUCCUCGCCCCCCUCCCGCCCCCGGGUCAGGGAGGCUCUGCUGCCCGAGCUCGCCUCUCCCCCGGGAACCCCCUUCGUCCUGGAGCCCCUCAGUGCGGCCCCCGUGCCCAGGACGGUGGGUGCGGCAGCGGCGCCUGAUACGGCCCCGCCCUCCCAGCCCCCGGGGGCCCCCUGGCCGCUCAGACCGGAGGCGCCACCCGCAGAGGUGACGACAGCGGAGGCGCUACCCGGCAGCCUUCCGUACACAUCGGCAGCCGUACAGCCGUUACAACUCCCGCCGCAAGGACAGGCCCAGCCUCCACCGCCGCGCCUGCCUCCCUUGUCGUCUUCCGGCUCGUUUGAGCGCUCGGGGGAGAUGCACCAUCAACGCCAACUGGGUGCUACGGAAGAAGUCUUGACUGAUAACCACAUCGCCACAGCCAACACCGCCACCGCUUUGAACGGGGCCGCGCGGGAGUUGCCUGCUCAGGUUUCGGAGCCGUCACCUCUGCAACCCCAGUUGCACCCCCUGCUGCUGCUGGACGCCGCCUCCCUAGGGGAGGGGUGGACUCCGUCCCGGAGCCUGCUGUCGGCCCCGGGGGGGGAAGGCCCCUCCCUGGAGUCGCUUCCCUCCGUGCUAUCCCUGCAGCUGCCCGUACUCAGCCCCGGGGGGCCCUUGCUGGACCUCAACCUCAUCCGCCGGAUGUACGGCUUCGUGCCCGGGUCGCCAACACCCGGGUUCACCUCUCCACGGCCGUUGCCAAUGCCGGCGCCAGCGCACGUAAGUACUUCUGGCCGCCGCGGCCCCGAAACCACUCCUGCGGCAGCAACAGACGAGUUGAUGGAUGCGUCUGUGCAGCCUGACGGCCGAGACACCUUAUCGAGGCCCAUGAGCCAUGGAGCAGCGGAUAGCAGCGUGGUUCCGAUGGCUGCCUAUGGCGGCGGCGGCGAUGGCGCGGCGGCGGCGGCAGAGCGCAGCGGUUGCGGUCCGGGUAACAUGACCGCGAAUGGCGCCGGCGGCGGCAGCGGCGGCGGCGGCGGCAGCGUCGCCGCUGACUUGGCGGCGUUACUGGGCGGUACGGUUUGGCAGGACGGCUUUCCUACGACGGACGCUGCCACCACGGCCCCACCUCAGCGCCAGCCCAGCCUGCAGCUGCCGGCGCCCACGUCAGCUCCGCCGCCACCAUUGCAAAUUUCCAGAAUGCCCUCAAAUCGGGUGUUGUCCCUCCCCGCGGUGUUCUCUCUGCCUCAUCUGCCGUCGGACUGGUUCCGGUCCUCCGCCGGUCUCGCGUCCCCAGCGGCGCUGAUAGGGGCCCCCGGCGUCGCCGGCGACGCUGGUGACGUUGGAGCGCCCAGCGACGGCGGCGGUGUUAGUCUGUCGGGGCGGUUACGGAGCGGGCUGGAGUUUUCUAGUCUGUAUCUGAGCACCCUCUGCCUAACUGCAAUUGAGGGGCUGCUGGUGGAGGCACCGGCCCGUCGGGUUUAUGCCGUACAGGGUGCAGUACGGCAGCCGUCUCUGCAGCCAGAGAGAGGGACGACAUCCCUACGUGGAGAUGCUGCCGCCGCCGCCGCAGCGGCGACCCCCGGUCACACAGCUGCGCCAUCAGCCGCAAGACGGCCGAAGCUCGGCAGCUGUUUGCGGCACCCGGCCGCCGCCGCCGCCGCCGCCGCCGCCGCCGCCCCAGCGGCCCCAAAUGGCGCAGCCACAUCGCCGUCGGCUAACUUGGAGGCUGGGACAGGAGGAAGAGGAGUUCCUUUGGUACCCGGUACCGGCGAUGGCGACCGGGGCCCUGCAGCUGCAACUAUCAAAGACUCACCUGGCAAUGGGCUCGAACGGUCGUCGUACAUGCCGUACCAAGGCCUCCGCCAGCGGCGGAAAGCCCCCACCGAUGCAGACUCGGGAACUGAGGCUUCUGCCUGCAAGCGCCAGCGACGUCACGAUGUAACGCCUUCACGGCCACCACGGCCAUCGUUGCCGUCGGCGUUGGCAUUGGAGGCUGGGGCGGCGCCGCCGAUGGAGCCGCCCGGCGACAGCGCUGCCCCAGCGGCGACGGUAUCGGCUGGCCCCGUAGCGGCGGCAGCAGCGGCAGCUGCAGAAAUUACCACAACACGUGGAAAGGUAGCUGAUGAGGAUGCUGCUGUGGAUGCGUUGAUGCCUGGUGCUGCUGGAGCGGGUGAUAAGCCCGGGGCCACGGCGACAGCAGCAGGGGACGGAAACACCGACGCCGUCGUCAUGGUGACGAUGCCGUCCCUUGGUUCGCCGCUGCCAGCUUUUUUGCGUCUGCCCUCCCUCUUGCUCACAUCGCCCUCCGGAACCGGCGAUCUCCUGCCCUCUUUCUCCUCCAUCUUAAAUUCUCCGCAGCCGCAAACGGCGCUGCUUUCGGUAUCGCGGGGAGCAGACCGCGACGGCGGCAGCGACAGCGGCGCUGCCGCUGCCGCUGCCACUGCCCUGCCGCCGCCAUCAACACCGCCGGCGGAAGGCGUGACGACGGCAGCGGCGAGUAGCGAGAUAGCUAGGUCAGCCGAAGGGCUCCGGAACCAUUCCAGUGGCAGGACGCCUGCUGCGGGCGACGUGGGGGCACGGGAAGGUCAGGCUGGUGGGCCGCCGCCUACGACCCCCAGGGCGCCGCCGGCGGCGGGGACGGCGGCGGCGGCCGCAGAGGUUCCUCGUUUACUCGUAACAUGUCACGCGGCGGUAGUGCCACCCACGCCGUGCUAUCGAUAUCCAGACGGGCGCCUGGGUCCAGGAACUCUUCGGCUCAUGCCGGGGAUGUCGCCGGUGAUGGCUUCGCGUCCGCCCGUGCAGCCUCCGCAUCCGCCGCCUCCGCCGCCGCCUCUGCCAGCGCCGCAGCCUUCACAACCGCCGCCAUCACCCGCGUCACGUCCUUUGCCCAGACCUGACCAGAGCAAUGGGCUGCUGUACCGCCAGAACGGCGCUGAAGUACUGGAUACGGUCGUCGACCCCGUCGGGACCGGCGUCAGAAACAGCUGCACUACUGGCGGAGCACCAGUAGCGGCAGCAUCCGGGCAGCUACCGCGUCAAGCGACCGGGCCCCGCGGCACAGACCGGCGCGGCACAGGUGGCGGCGCCCCGAACCACCUCGGCGGAGUCGCCACGCUUCCUUCUGCCCGCGAAGGCAAAGACGAUCCAGAGGUGGAGGAGGAGGAGAUGGAGGAAGAGGAGGAGGAGGAGGGCGGUCUACAGGAUCACGCAGCCGGUCAGUUAGCGGGGUCCUGGCCGUUCGGGGGAGAAGCUGCGCUGCCGGCGGCGGCGGCGGUGGCGGCGGGGGGGGGGUUACCGAAGGGCGGCAAUGGCGGCGGUAGCCCCAACGAGGCUGUCUUCGGCGGCGCUCCAGGUGGUCUCUUUGACGGGGGCAGCAACAAAACAUGGCUCCCUGGACGGGGAUACGCGGGAAGCGGUGCGCCGGCGGCGGCGGUUCCGGCAGAAAUCGGUGCGGGUUACGGCACCGCUUUCCAAGCCAGGGCGGCUCGGCCGGAUUUCAGGGAUGGCCACAACCCGAGGGACGACGGUCCUUGGCAGGAAGCACAACUGGAAACGCGUACCAGUGCAGCCAGGCCGCUGCCACCAUCGGUGCUGUCGACGCCACUGGAUGCGGCUCCGGAACCACCGGUAUCGCCGCCAGGGUCGUUGCAGAAUCUACUACCUGUACGACGCAGGAGCUGCCGACUCCAGGAAAGGGCUGCAAGGGGGGUUGGCGGCGGGGUGCAGGGGCAACAACCUUGCGCGAAGCGCACAUGUACUGAAACGGUGCGCGCAGCGUGUGCUGCAACCGGCCCACGGGUCAGCGUGGAGCCAGCGGCGAGGGCGCAGGCGCGGCAGGGAAGCCGCAGCGUGACGGGGGACGGCGGAGAUGAGGUGUCAGCUGUAACGGGGGAGGGGGGUUUUCAGGGGGCAACGGCAGCGUCCGCCCUGAUAGCGGCGGCGGCCCUGGCGGCGGCGUUCGAGACGGGAUCCGAGGUGACGACGUCCAUCGAGCCGCGAGCGCCGCCAUCAGCGCCGCCGUCGCCGGCAUCGCCACGCCUCCUGGGAUCCCGGGAUGUGGAGGCGGGGGGGACCCCGGCGGCACCACCCCUCGCGGCGGCGGCGGCAGCGGCGGAGCUGUACAAAGCUGGCAGCGCGUCUUCGCCGGCUGGGCCUGUCAGCACAGCCACAUCCAAGGAAGGUGGAUAUGGAGCCGGACCGUCGGCUCCGCAUUUCAUCUCAGUCGCGCCAGUAGCAGCAGGGGCCAUGGGGCCCGGGGUCGCCGAGGCCAGGGAACCUGGGAGCACAGCGCCUGAGGAGCGACCCACGGGACGGCCACCAGCGAGCAUGAUCGAGGAUGCGAUGACGGCGCCGCGUCCGCUACCGCCGCUGGAGGGGAUGUCCGCUGUUACAGCUGGCGGCGCAGCGUUCAUGCCCAGGGCCAUGCUGCUGUCACCCGGGGGACGAUCACGAGGGGAGCCCCGUACGUACGGCAGCCCAUAUCGGGAGGCUGACGGCAGUCGCCCCGGCUGGGCCCAGCGGGCCAGGAGCCCGGAGCGCCAUGGCGGCCGCUCUGUGACGGGUACCGCCUGUAGUGCGAGCGACGAUGACCUGGUCGCUGCGGCAGCCUCAACAGACCCGCGGGUCGCAACUGAGCAGGACCUGAUGGCGGACGAGGCGCUCGAAGAAGCCAUCGGCGGCAAUGAUCACGUGGACGGCGGCAACGGCGGCAACGGUGACCGUGGUUGGAGUGGUGUGGGCAGCAUUGUACGGCGGCUCUUUGCGUCGCCGCUGGCGCCGGAGGAGCCGCCGGCGUCAUUGGCGUCUGUCAACCCUGUGGGACAGUCCGGGAGGCAAUCUUUAGAGAUUGUGGACCGCGACACCCGGGCGGUGGGAGUGCGAACACUGCCGCGGCCGCCGCGCCAGCCUGAGGCAGCGGCGAUGCCCACAUCCCAACAGCUGCAGACUGGAUUGUACGACAGGCGCGUGGCGACGGCGGCGGGGCCCUCGUGCCCUGUCGCCGCCAGCGCCGUAACAUGCCCGGCGGAGGCGGGGGAUGGAAAUGCCGCGAGCGGCAGAUGGCCGCGCCCGGCGUUGAGUUGGGAAGCGGCGGCGGCGGUCACGGCGCCGGUUCCCGCUGCCGCCGUCAGCGGUAACGGCGGUAGGCUUCCCGGUGAUGGCGGCGACAAGGGCGUUUACGCUAGGGACCGAGCUGACCUGUGCGACAACGGUGUAUGGCUGGCGAGAGGGUGCAGCACGGAGGGCUGCAAUGGUAUUCAGGUAGGACUAGGCUGA
Molecule: messenger RNA, 5796 nt
Organism: Volvox carteri f. nagariensis
Lineage: Eukaryota; Viridiplantae; Chlorophyta; Chlorophyceae; Chlamydomonadales; Volvocaceae
Exons: 6
Coding region: 1-5796 (1931 amino acids)
Source: RefSeq, a predicted model, not a curated record